CGGACGCAGCCCGCGCGCUCCCCGGGUGGUUCCACCCGGGCUGCGCUCGGAUUCCCGGACCAAGACCGAGGGGGCGCCGGCUGCGGGGGCCGAGCCCCCGGGGCUCCACAGCCAAGCCGCGCCCCCAGGAGCUUUUGGAAGGGCGGCCUUCUGCAGCUGGGGAAUCCGCUCAGCGGGGAGAAUCCGCGCCAGGGAAUCCAGCUCUCCGGACUCCGCUGCAAACAAAAAGCACCAGGUCUUGCUCCCCCCCCGCCCCCGAAAGAGUUUUCUGCAAAAAUGCAACAAGUAGCACCCGGAAUUCGCCGAGCGCCCUGAGCGCCUGACUUGGCCCAGCGAGGCCCGCCUGCAGAGACAGGGGCCAGCCACCGGACAAAGAACGGAGGAGGGGCUGGACUGCGCAGUGAAGUCCGAAAGAGGCCAUUUAGCGACUCUGGCCAGGCCAAGGGGAAUGCAGAGGAGACACAGAGCAGGCAGGCUAAGAGGACGAUCCGGCCGCAGCAAGCAGGGCGGGCGGCGAUGGAGGCUGACCUCGCCGUGCGCUUCCUGCUCCUGGUGUGCGGCUGCCUCGCGCUCCCGCCGCGGGCCGAGCCGGUGUGCCCUGAGCGCUGCGACUGCCAGCACCCCCAGCACCUCUUGUGCACCAACAGGGGGCUCCGCUCAGUGCCCAAGACCAGCUCUCUGCCUAGCCCGCAGGACGUGCUCACCUACAGCCUCGGAGGCAACUUCAUAACUAACAUCACCGCCUUCGACUUCCACCGCCUGGGGCAGCUCAGACGGCUGGACUUGCAAUACAACCAGAUCCGCUCUCUGCACCCCAAGACCUUCGAGAAGCUCUCCCGGCUGGAAGAGCUCUACCUGGGGAACAACCUUUUGCAGGCGCUAGCGCCUAGCACGCUGGCCCCGCUGCGAAAGCUGCGCAUUCUCUAUGCCAAUGGCAAUGAAAUCAACCGCCUAAACCGCGGCUCCUUCGAGGGCUUGGAGAGUCUGGUCAAGCUGCGGCUGGAUGGGAACGCCCUGGGGGUGCUGCCAGACGCAGUCUUCGCCCCCCUGGGCAACCUGCUGUACCUACAUCUGGAAUCUAACCGGAUCCGCUUCCUGGGCAAGAACGCCUUCGCCCAACUGGGCAAGCUGCGCUUCCUCAACCUGUCUGCCAACGAGCUGCAGCCUUCCCUGCGCCACGCGGCCACCUUCGCCCCGCUGCGCUCCCUCUCCACUCUCAUCCUCUCGGCCAACAGCCUGCAGCACCUGGGCCCGCGCGUUUUCCAGCACCUACCGCGCCUCGGCCUUCUCUCGCUCAGGGGCAACCAGCUCACGCACCUCGCGCCAGAGGCCUUUUGGGGAUUGGAGGCCCUGCGCGAGCUACGCCUCGAGGGCAAUCGGCUGAGCCAACUUCCCUUGGAGUUGCUGGAACCUCUGCACAGUCUAGAGGCGCUGGACCUAAGCGACAAUGACCUGUCUGCCCUGCACCCCGCCACCUUCGGCCACCUGGGCCGACUGCGAGAACUCAGCCUGCGCGACAACGCGCUCAGUGCCCUCUCCGGGGACAUCUUCGCUGCCAGCCCGGCCCUUUACCGGCUGGAUCUAGAUGGCAACGGCUGGACCUGCGACUGCCGGCUGCGGGGCCUGAAACGCUGGAUGGGCGACUGGCACUCGCAGGGCCGGCUUCUCACCGUCUUCGUACAGUGUCGCCAUCCCCCGGCUCUGCGGGGCAAGUAUUUGGAUUACCUGGAUGACCAGCAGCUACAGAACGGGUCCUGCGCGGAUCCCCCGCCCUCGGCGUCCCCGACAGCCGACAGCAGGCGGCCCCUCCUCCCCACACCCUCGGGGGAAGAGGAGAUGACGCCCCCUGCAGGAGGUUUUGCAGAGGAGCUGCCACCGCAGCCACUGCCCCAACAGCGGGGGGGAUUUCUAACUGGAGUGGCCUGGGACGAGGCCGCCAGGGAGCUCCUGGGUAACCACAGUGUUCUAAGGCUGAGCCGGAGGGGCCCAGGCCUUCUGCAGCACGCGGACCCCUCUGCAGCUGCUGCCAUGGGCCCAGCUCCACAGCCCCUGGACCUGCACGAGAAGCCCCAGCCUGGACGUCCGACCCGCGCCGGCCCUUCCCGCGCGGACCCCACACCGACGGCCGAGCCCGCCCUUGCAUCAUCGCCCGCCCGCCGCGCAGCGAAGCAGCGCCUGGCCUCCGAGGAGCAGCAGGAGCGCGCUGCCCAGUCCGACGGCGGGGUUGGCCUGCCGCCGCUGGUGUCGGAUCCGUGCGACUUCAAUAAGUUCAUUCUGUGCAACCUAACGGUAGAGGCUGUGGAUGCCAACAGCGCCUCGGUGCGCUGGGAGGUUCGUGCGCACCGCAGCCCUCGGCCCCUGGGCGGCGCGCGCUUCCGCUUGCUCUUCGACCGCUUUGGCCAACAGCCCAAGUUCCACCGCUUCGUCUACCUGCCCGAGCGCAGUGACUCGGCCACGCUCCGCGAGCUGCGCGGGGACACCCCCUACCUAGUGUGUGUCGAGGGCGUGCUUGGGGGCCGAGUCUGCCCCGUGGCCCCCAGAGACCACUGCGCAGGGCUGGUCACCCUGCCGGAGCCUAGUAGCCAGAGUGGCGUCAACUAUCAGCUGCUGACCUUGACCCUGCUGGCCGUCAACGCGCUGCUGGUGCUCCUAGCUUUGGCUGCCUGGGGGUCGCGCUGGCUGAGGAGGAAGCUGCGGGCCAGGCGGAAAGGCGGGGCCCCGGUCCACGUUCGGCACAUGUACUCCACCCGAAGGCCCCUGCGCUCCAUGGGCACCGGCGUCUCUGCUGACUUCUCUGGAUUCCAGUCUCACCGGCCGCGCACCACCGUGUGCGCGCUCAGCGAGGCCGACCUCAUCGAGUUUCCCUGCGACCGCUUCAUGGACAGCGCUGGUGGGGGCGCUAGUGGCAGCUUGAGGCGGGAGGACCACCUCCUGCAACGAUUUGCAGACUAGAUGCAGGACCUCCAGGAGACCAUCUCAGUGGUCUUAAAGUGCCUCUCUGGGGCCCCUCCACCCCACCUCAGUGGAAAGCCUUCUUUUAUCAAAUCUCCUACUCCCUUUUUGUGCAUUUGCCAGAGAAUCCAAGGGGACAGAGAGCCACUCACCAGUACUUGUGAAGUAAAUGGAUAGUACUUGGUGCUUAAAGCCAAUAGUAGGGGACGGCUGGAUGGUGGGGCAGAGGUGGGAGACUUUGGUGCCACUAGGGAAUGGUUCCUGGAUUGGAUGCAAUGCACUCAUCUGGCCUCCUUUGGGGUAGACAGGAGUGCUUGUAUCCCCAGCGUAGCCAGAAGGAUUCUGGUGCAUGCUUUAUGUUUGCCCAGUGUCAAACAGAGGAGAUUUAUUUCUAUUUAAGGAUAAAGGAACUUGACACCAUUACAAAGGAAGUUUGGCAACUGACCACACUGGUUUGGUGGUCUCUGCCAAGGAGGUUGUUGUACACAGGUGGAAACUCUCACCUAGGAACUCAUGUAUGUUGGCUGAAGGUGCAUUCAGGAAACUGGAAGGUUAAAUAACAACAGACACUAUUUUUUUCUUCAACAAUGUGAAGAGCUCUGAUAUUUAACAAACUGAUGGAUACAGACUGUUUUCGUUAGAGUGGGCUGUUUGAUUAUUUUCCUUUUAACAUGAACAGGAUAAGAACGCUGGGCAACUUUGACAGUAACUAAAACUUACGUACUUUCUCAGGAGACAGUUGCAUGCAAGACCUCUCUGUCAGGGUUGCUCCUGUGGUUUCAAUUGUAUUUUUUAGACCUAUUAUGGAAAAGGAAAUUUCAAUACCAGAUUUGAUAAAAGAAUGUAAUAUGUAUGUAACUGAUGACUCCCUAGGGAACUCUGGGUUCCAGCUCACUUACCACAUCUCUGACAGUGUGUCCAGAUGGGAAUAAAUGCAAAGUGCUUAUUGCAUUUUUAUCAGUGACACUCACUUGACUGUGCCUACUUCUCUUGAGUUUCGGUUAAGUGAUAAAAGUGAUUUCCUAAUGGGGAAGCAGAAGAUAAUUGUCCAGGCUGGGGGUAGCUCAGUGGUAAAACACUUGUUUAGCGUGAAUGUGUGAGGCCCUGGGUUUGAUGCCCAGCAAAACAGGGACAAAAGAAAAGGUGAUUGUCAAUUGACAGUGUUGCCUUUGACCACAUUAAUGCUUUUCUUUGUAUGAAAUAGAUGAAAAAAUUAUGGAAAACAAAUGUGAAAAGAAAUACAUCAGUGGGUGUCUGUUUCUACUAAAACCAGGAAAUUGUUAUGAGUAUUUAAACCUCACUGUGAAAUAAUUAUAUGUUUUCAAAUUAAUCCCUCUACUACCCAGUGUUUUAUUGUGUUAUUAAAUCUUAUCUUUUAGUAAAUAGUUGUA
Heterocephalus glaber (naked mole-rat) is the source of this 4343-nucleotide messenger RNA. It is a transcript of the gene Tril, whose product is annotated as TLR4 interactor with leucine rich repeats. The record is from RefSeq and is a predicted model, not a curated record. NCBI's taxonomy places the organism in Eukaryota, Metazoa, Chordata, Mammalia, Rodentia, Bathyergidae. Gene Ontology annotation, molecular function: protein binding.